CGCAUACCGUACAGCCUGUGUGAGAGGAUGAUGACAGACAGAGGACAAGUAUGACAGGGAACAGCAUCAGCACCACUGACAAGAAUCUCCCACACUGAUAGAGGGGAUAAAGAGUGAAGAAGAGGAGAGAGAAAAAUAAGUUUUUUUAAGGAGAGGGAGGAAUAACAAAGGACAGCAGGGGGACUUUUUUUUUUUACAGCCAUUAUUUUCUUCUUUUUUGGCUGUUAUUGCUGUCUUUCUUCCCUUUUCUCCAUCUUUCCUUGUCCUCCUUUUUAUUCUUCUUCUCAUCCUGGUUCUUCUCCCAGCUCCCGCCGUGGGGUCUCAACUCUCCGUCUCCCUCCCCCCUUCCCUUGCUCCCUACCUCCCCCGGGCCUUGCUCGGAGCCUCCAGGCUUCUGCGCCGCAGGAGGAUGUCUCGCAGGGAGUCUCCCCCGCCGCCCUCACCAGAGCAACUGCUUGGAGUGAGGAGGAGGGAGGUGGAUUGCGACGACCGUCCAAAGCGCACAGAACCGCUGUCCGAUGCCGAGCGGGAGAUCAUCCAGGACACUUGGGCGCACGUGUACAAGAAUUGUGACGAUGUGGGGGUGUCGGUUCUCAUAAGGUUCUUCGUGAACUUCCCAUCUGCCAAACAGUAUUUUAGCCAGUUCCAAGACAUGGAGGAUCCUGAGGAGAUGGAGCAAAGCUGCCAGCUUCGACACCAUGCCCGUAGGGUGAUGAAUGCCAUCAAUACUGUGGUGGAGAACCUCAAUGACCCAGAGAAGGUGUCGUCAGUGUUAGCCCUGGUGGGGAAGGCUCAUGCUAUCAAGCACAAGGUGGAACCGAUGUAUUUUAAGAUACUGAGUGGGGUGAUGCUGGAGGUGAUGUCUGAAGACUUCCCAGAAUUCUUCACGGCAGAAGUGCAGAUGGUGUGGACCAAACUCAUGGGUGCCGUGUACUGGCACGUGACAGGGGCCUACAGAGAUGUGGGCUGGCUCCAGGUCUCCAGCUCGGCCGUGUGAAGGUGUUGCGGGGAGCUGGAGCCUAUCCCAGCUAACUUCUGGCAAAAGGCAGACAACACCCAGGCAAUCACUGGGCACAUUUCAAGAUAAAAGACAGACAAACAAUUACACCGCCACUGGAUGGAAACUGAACCCACGCUGCCUGCACGGAGGUUAGGCAAGUGAUUUGUCAGUGACUUCAACUUUAUUCUCGUGUUAUUAUUAUUUUAUUUUUUUUUUCAAUGUGGCCCAAACACUCCUCUACAUAUACGCUCGACUUAUCGCCAGGCAAUCAAAUUAAAGUGAAUGAGGUAUGGAGCAAUGGUGGUCAGUCACGGCCGGCAAGGCCUUCUCUGCUGGCCUAUAUGAUAACAGAAGCACUGACCUACAGUACAUUUACAACCUAAAUUCUAAUAUUUGAUUGAUGAAAUUGUAUUUAUUUAUUCCCAACUGUAUAUUCUCAUCUUUUAUUUGCUUUUCUCUUGACUGCAAUGAUUCCAGCAUGUGUAUGUUGAUGUUGGAUUUUUUUUUGUCCAAUCAGAUUUCAGCCUUUUUGUGCUGCCAUAUCAAUCGAAUCUUGCCAGUACCAGGGCCUUUAGAAUCAGUAGUGCUGACUGAUGUAACUUUAAACAGUAGCAAGUUCUUUACCAAUCAGAUUUCACAUUUGUCCUCACAGGGUCAGCAGAUCUAUAAAAUGUGUUCCUGUGAAAGAACCAGGUCAUUUUCAAGUUCUAUCUGGAGGCUAUAAAACCCAACAAUUACCAGUCAUAAAUGAUCCAUCUGCCUAUGACUGGAUUACCUGGUACAAUAAUAUUUCUCAACAGUGUAGUGAGAAAAUCAUAUGCAUACACACAAUGGGUUGCUGCUCUUGCCUGCCUACAGGCUUUGUGUCAAUUUGCAUCACGUUGUCAUCAUUCCAAUUGCACACAAACACAUACAUACAAGAUACAUCCCUUUUCCACACACACACACACACACACACACACACAUGCACAAACACACAGCACGCACACACACACAUGAACACAAUUGUGAUUGUGCAUUAAAUUAUCUGACUUGGACAUGUCCACGCAUGCCAAGUAUACCACAGCACUUAAUCAAAUAUAUACUGUACUUAGAAAAGAUAUUGACACAUCUAACAUGCUUGUUCUCUCUUUAUAAGGGCAUCACAGCAUAUACUGUAUGUGGAACUAUCUGUUUUGUUGUGAAAUGUUUCUGUGAAUGAGUUGUUAAAAGUGCAGACUUAAUUAUAUUUUUCUAAAUAUAUCUAUGAUAAUGAGUCGACAUUUGAAUACUAUAUUAACGUGUCAUUGUAUACUACGUUAUUGGUGGGAGCAAGUGCGGUGGCUUUGUCGUGUUUCAAGCAUGUUUGCACAUCUUGCCACAAACUGUAGAUAUGGUGAACAUGAAAAUGGUCAAUAAAAUGCACUUGAACAUUUG
Phyllopteryx taeniolatus (common seadragon) is the source of this 2416-nucleotide messenger RNA. RefSeq names its product cytoglobin 2 (gene cygb2). The transcript has 4 exons. Gene Ontology annotation, molecular function: heme binding; iron ion binding; oxygen binding. Bases 410 to 997 code for a protein of 195 amino acids. NCBI's taxonomy places the organism in Eukaryota, Metazoa, Chordata, Actinopteri, Syngnathiformes, Syngnathidae. The record is from RefSeq and is a predicted model, not a curated record. Gene Ontology annotation, biological process: oxygen transport.